AUGGAAACCACAUUCUUUCUCAACAGGUCUGAUGACCUCUGUAAUGAAUCUGCAAAUGUAUCUGGUAUAACAGCAGUCAUAACUUCAUAUGUAUUAUGUGUCUUUGUUGGCUGUUUAUCAGUUCUUAUAAUGUGUGGAAACCUUCUGGUAAUAAUCUCUAUCAUUUACUUCAAACAGCUCCACACUCCUACAAACUACCUCAUCCUCUCUCUGGCUGUGGCUGACCUGCUUGUUGGUGUUGUAGUUUUGCCUUUUAGCACAAUACUGGCUGUAAGCUCAUGUUGGCAUCUUGAAGGUUUGCUCUGUAAAGUCCGACGCUGCUUUGAUAUAUUUCUGUGCUCAUCUUCUAUUUUUAAUUUGUGCUCUAUUUCUGUUGAUAGAUAUUAUGCAGUGUGUCAGCCUCUGAGGUACAGAACUAAAAUAACUGUCCGUGUUAUUGUGAUCAUGAUCCUAGUGAGCUGGACUGUUUCUGCACUAACUGGAAUUGGUGUCACAAUUCGGGGACUGAAUGAAGAACAAUCUAACAGGUGUCAUUUAUUUCAAUAUUCAAAUUUAGUAAGUUUAGCAAUGGUGACUGGUUUUACCUUUUACCUUUCAAGUAUCAUAAUGUUCACUAUCUACUUGAAGAUUUUGAUAGUGGCACAGAGACAGGUACGCAGCAUCCAGAACACAACCUGUCAGAACACAAAGUCUGGAGCAACCAUCAGUAAGAUGGAGAGAAAGGCCACCAAAACUCUGGCUAUUGUUAUGGGAGUUUUUCUCAUCUGUUGGACUCCUUUCUUUCUGUCUUUCACCUUUAAUCCUCUGACUGAUUACACAAUACCAGCCUCUGUGAUUGCAUCAUUUAAAUGGCUUGGAUGGUCAAAUUCAAUGCUCAAUCCAUUUGUCUAUGGUUUCUUUUACACCUGGUUUCGCACAUCUUUCAGAAUGAUAAUUUCUGGGAAAAUAUUUCAGGGUGAUUUUACUAAGUCUAAGCUCCUUUGA
Epinephelus fuscoguttatus (brown-marbled grouper) is the source of this 984-nucleotide messenger RNA. Its product is annotated as trace amine-associated receptor 4-like. NCBI's taxonomy places the organism in Eukaryota, Metazoa, Chordata, Actinopteri, Perciformes, Serranidae. The annotation marks the transcript as partial. The record is from RefSeq and is a predicted model, not a curated record. Gene Ontology annotation, biological process: G protein-coupled receptor signaling pathway. Gene Ontology annotation, cellular component: membrane. The transcript has a single exon. Gene Ontology annotation, molecular function: trace-amine receptor activity.